UUCAAGAUGGCGGCGUUGUUGGCAAAUCGAGUUGCGAACUCUGCUCGGAGUCAAGUUACACCGGUAUUGAGUUUUGCUGUUGUCUGUAAGAGAGAUGGCCAUAGCCAAGCUUCACCGGGUCAAGCAGGAACAUAUCAUGAUGCUAUGGUUCCAAGAGGACGUGGUGGUAGAUCGUCGUUCAGUGGUGUUAUUGCCACUGUCUUUGGUGGUUCUACGGGAUUUGUAGGCCGAUACGUUAUCAACAGGCUAGGCCGUGAAGGUUCACAGAUUAUUGUACCAUACAGAUGUGACCCUGAUGAUAUACGACAUCUGAAAGUCAUGGGUGAUCUAGGACAGAUUAUUCCUCUUACAUUUGAUGUAAAUAGCGAUGACUCUCUUCGCGAAAUGAUGCAGCAUUCAAAUGUUGUCAUUAACCUAAUGGGAAAAGACUAUGAGACCAGAAAUUACAGAUUUGAAGACAUACAUAUUGAUAUCGCUGGUAGAGUUGCCAGUAUUGCCAGUGAGUUGAAGAUCCCAAGACUUAUUCAUCUAUCAGCUCUGGGCAGCGACUGGAAAUCACCAUCUAAAUUUUUAAGGACAAAAGCGGCCGGUGAGACAAUCGUUAAGAAUGAGUAUCCCAAUGUGACUAUAUUAAGACCUGCUCAGAUAUAUGGCAGAGAAGACAGAUAUUUUAAUGAUUAUGCUAACCAUAGAUUCUUUGGUGGUGUUCCACUCUAUCCUGGUGGUACGAAAGCUGUCAAACAACCUCUAUAUGUAAGUACAAGUUAAUAGCACUAUUAUAUUUAAUUCAAAGUUUGAGAUA
Molecule: messenger RNA, 802 nt
Organism: Saccoglossus kowalevskii
Lineage: Eukaryota; Metazoa; Hemichordata; Enteropneusta; Harrimaniidae
Product: NADH dehydrogenase [ubiquinone] 1 alpha subcomplex subunit 9, mitochondrial-like
Cellular component (GO): mitochondrion
Molecular function (GO): protein-containing complex binding
Source: RefSeq, a predicted model, not a curated record